UCUGCAGGUAGGAUUGUGAUGUAGUGUAGACAACUGUCCCAUAUCACAAAGUCACUGUGAUACUGACACAGAGAAAAAGUCUGUAAAAUGUGAAGUUUGUGGAAAAGCCUUUAAGUAUAGGUCAGAAAUGAAGAAACACCACAGAACCCACACAGGUGAGAAACCGUACCUUUGUAACAUUUGUGGAAAAAGAUUUUCUGCCUCAUCUGCAUUUAAAAAGCAUAAAUUAAUCCACACGGCUGAAAAACCGUAUGCGUGUAACUAUUGUGGAAAAGGCUUUACUGACUCGACAGCAUUUAAAAAACAUACAGCAAUCCACACAGGUGAGGCGCCGUAUUGUUGCAAAAUAUGUGGUAAAUUCGUCUCAAGUAAUGCGAUUUUGUUGGCCCACAUAAGAACCCACACAGGGGAGAAGCCUUACGUUUGCAAAGCCUGCAGAAAAAGGUUCAGUUCCAUGUCAGCACUGAAAACACACAUGAGAAUCCACACAGGUGAGAAGCCAUACCUUUGUAACAUGUGUGGGAAAAGAUUUUCUGACUCAUCAGCAUUUAAAAGGCAUACCUUAAUCCACACAGGUGAGAAGCCUUAUUCUUGUAAAACAUGUGAGAAAACCUUUAGACACAAAUGUCAUUUGACAGCUCACAUGAGAACUCACACAGGUGAAAAGCCUUUCCCCUGUGAGACCUGUGGGGAAAGAUUUCAAUAUGCAAUAACACUAAAAAAUCACAUGAGAACUCACACAGAUGACAAAUCACAAUGCUGAAAUGUCAGCUUGGGUACAUGGUGACUUUUAUUAAAACACGUUGCAUUUUCACUUGAA
Molecule: messenger RNA, 820 nt
Organism: Amphiprion ocellaris (clown anemonefish)
Lineage: Eukaryota; Metazoa; Chordata; Actinopteri; Pomacentridae
Product: zinc finger protein 892-like
Exons: 1
Coding region: 128-763 (211 amino acids)
Biological process (GO): regulation of transcription by RNA polymerase II
Cellular component (GO): nucleus
Molecular function (GO): DNA-binding transcription factor activity, RNA polymerase II-specific; RNA polymerase II cis-regulatory region sequence-specific DNA binding
Source: RefSeq, a predicted model, not a curated record